AUGACACUUGGCAGGGUGUCUAAGCAACGAUUGCAGAUGAUGAGAGACUAUGAAUGGGAAGCUCUAUUGACUGAGGUAUCCUCAUUCUGUAGCAAACAUGAUAUUCCUAUCUUGAACAUGGAUGAAAUAUUUGUAAUUGGUUUGAGGCCACGACGCAGCGCCCCACAAAUUACAAAUUUACAUCACUAUCAUGUUGAUCUAUUCUAUGAACUCAUAGAUUUGCAACUUCAAGAGCUUAACAAUCAUUUUCCAGAGGCGACUACUGAGUUGCUACUUUGUAUGACUUGCUUGAAUCCAAGUGAUUCGUUUUUGGCUUUUGAUAUAAAAAAAUUGUCAUGUCUUGCAAAUUUCUAUCCAUCUGAUUUUUAUGAGACAGAUGUAUUGGCAUUUGAUAAUCAGUUUCAAACUUACAUUGUUGAUAUACACUCCAAUGAUGAGUUUUUAGAGCUUAAAGGAAUUGGGGACCUUGCUAGAAAGAUGGUGGAGACAAAUAAGAAUGUUAUAUAUCCACUAGUAUAUUUUCUUGUAAAGUUAGUUUUGACUCUUCUUGUUGUGACUACAACAAUGAAAAGGAGUUUUUCAGCAAUGAAAUAUAUCAAGAAUGAACUACACAAUCGAAUGGGGGAUUAG
Quercus robur (English oak) is the source of this 630-nucleotide messenger RNA. RefSeq lists its product as uncharacterized. The record is from RefSeq and is a predicted model, not a curated record. Bases 1 to 630 code for a protein of 209 amino acids. NCBI's taxonomy places the organism in Eukaryota, Viridiplantae, Streptophyta, Magnoliopsida, Fagales, Fagaceae. The transcript has a single exon.